Molecule: messenger RNA, 4473 nt
Organism: Helianthus annuus (common sunflower)
Lineage: Eukaryota; Viridiplantae; Streptophyta; Magnoliopsida; Asterales; Asteraceae
Exons: 5
Coding region: 1-4473 (1490 amino acids)
Biological process (GO): DNA repair; telomere maintenance
Molecular function (GO): DNA helicase activity; ATP hydrolysis activity
Source: RefSeq, a predicted model, not a curated record
AUGACUAAUGGACUCUCAAACCCUCGAAAUCAUGCUUCUAGCUCGAGUGCAUCUACUAAAGCUGAAAAACGAAAAGAGUAUCAAAAAAGAUACUAUGCUGCACGCAAAGAAAAUAACAAAGUAUCUAAAUUUGGGAGUGGUGAUGCCCCCCAAAGUGCUUCAUCAAUAUCUUUAAUGAAUAAUAGGUCAAGAGAAAGGACACCGUUAAGAAGUUUACAAACUAAUAUUACUCAAUUUCUACAAACAACAAAUGAGAACGCCUCAAGUGUUUCUACUACAAAAUGCAAGGAGUACAAUGAAGGAUGUUCUAAUACACCAAACGAUAAUGGAAUGCGUAUUUCAAAUGGCAGUCAAGUCAACCAAACCCCGAUAGAUGAUGUAAUUGACGUAGUCAGGCAUAGAACAUCACGAGGUAUUCAAAUUCAUCCGCGUACUUUAUUACCCCAAUUUGCUGAAGUAGUUGAUCAACCUUCACUCCAACAUGGGAGCGUAGAAGAUGAUCCUUAUAAUUUUGUUUACAAUGGUGUACCUGGAGAGCAUCGUGUUUUAAAGGAACGAGGCGCAUGUCCUAAUUGUGGAGCAAAACGAUUUCAAUUUGAAUUUGAUACCUUUUGUUGUAUGAGUGGGAAAACCGUGUUAGCAAACUUAGAAAUUCCAGAGGAAUUGUACCGACUUUUCACGUCUCAAGAUGAAAUUGGAGAUUUGUUUAGGCAAAACAUCCGUGCUUAUAACACCAAUUUUUCUUUUGCCUCAAUGGGUGUGACAUUGGAUGAUACAUUGAACAAUAUGAGAGACGGCGUAUAUACUUUUCGUGCACAUAAAGGAAUAUAUCACAGAAUCGACCAAUUAGUUCCGAGGGAUGGGACUCCUAGGUACUUGCAGUUGUAUUUUUACGAUCCUGAUACUGAGUUAGAUCACAGACUCCGAUGGCCAAAUCUUGAUCGGCGUAUUACUCAGAUUUUAACACGCGUUCUUUCUACAAACCCAUAUGUCGAUACAUUUAGAAGACUUGCGGAACUAGGACCUCUGGACAACUAUAGAGUCACUUUGAAUACUUCGGUUGAACUUGACCAAAGGGUGUACAACCGACCAACGACAUCGGAGGUUGCUGGUAUUUGGGUUGAAGGUAAUGACAAUAUCACUUCGUAUAAACGAAGUAUUGUAGUGUACGGUAGGUCUGAAUAUAGACAAACUAUUCAGCCGUACUUCAGUUGUUACGAUCCAUUGUCGUAUCCUUUAUUUUUUCCUAAUGGUGAGUCGGGUUGGCAUGCUAACAUACCACGUCAAGGAGUAUCAAUCAAUGAGGUUCGCAAAAAUGACAACAUCGAAGGAGAAAUGGAAGAGGCUAACACACGAAGUGGUAGAACAACCGUGGCUAUGCGAGAGUACUACUGUUACAAGUUCCAGAUUCGAUCUACCGAUAAUGUGCUUUUGUUCGGUGGUAGGCUGCUACAGCAGUUUGUGGUUGAUGUUUACAUCAAAAUUGAGACGUCACGCUUAGAAUUUUGUGAGAGAAACCAGGAAAAAAUUCGAGCCGAAUUGUACCAAGGUAUUGUGGAUUGCGUCAAUACUGGCGAGGUUCAUGCAAACAGAGUCGGGAAAAGAAUUGUGUUGCCUGCAUCUUUCAUCGGGGGGCCUCGCGACAUGCGACGUCGGUUUCUAGAUGCGAUGACGUUAGUUCAAGACGACGGCAAGCCUGAUGUAUUCCUUACAAUGACAUGUAAUCCUAAGUGGCCUGAGAUAUGUGAUAACUUACAUGUUGGUCAAACUGCUACAGAUCGUCCAGACCUUGUUUCAAGAGUGUUCCGGGCUAAACUAGAAGAUCUUAAGGAUCAACUCUUCAAGAAACAUGUCCUCGGGGAAGUUAAGUCAUACGUCUAUGUCAUUGAAUUUCAAAAGCGGGGUUUGCCGCACGCACAUUUUCUCCUAAUCAUGUACCCGCAACACAAGAUCAAUAACGCGGACCAUUAUGAUAAGGUUGUGUGUGCUGAAAUUCCUAACAAACUAACACAUCCCAGAUUGCAUGAGAUGGUUGUCAAGCACAUGAUUCACGGUCCUUGCGGCAAUUUACGAUCAAGCAGUCCUUGUAUGCAGGGUGAUCCUAAAAUUUGUCGUUUUCACUAUCCUAGACAAUUUAACGAACAGACGACACAAGGAGAAGAUUCGUAUCCGUUGUAUCGAAGGAGAGACACCGGGAUAGAAGUGGACCUACGAGGACAAACACUUGAUAAUAGAUGGGUGGUCCCAUAUAACCCAAGGCUUUUGAUGAUGUUUAACUGCCACAUGAAUGUUGAAGUUUGCUCAAGUAUAAAAUCUGUGAAAUAUCUUUUCAAAUAUGUUUAUAAAGGACAUGACAAACAGGUUAUUCAAGUCGAUCAAAGUGAGCCAGGGGUUGUUAUUAAUGAGAUAAAAAGAUUUCAAGAUGCAUGCUACAUAUCGCCCCCAGAGGCUAUGUGGCGAAUUUUUUCCUUCUCUCUUUCUCAAAUCUUUCCUGCUGUUCUAGCCUUACAACUUCAUCUCCCAAAUAAUCAGAUGGUUAGAUUUAGAGAUGAUGACUUGAUGCCUAAUAUUGUUGAUAGGGAAAGGGAUAAGAGAACCAUGCUAACAGCAUUUUUUGAUCAGAAUAGAAACGAUGAAACAGCAAGGGUACAUUUGUAUAAAGAUUUUCCAAAACACUAUACUUGGAAUGGAAGCACACGCCGUUGGAGUCGUCGUUUCGGUAAAAAACAAAGAGGUCGUAUCGUUUCCGCUAAUCCAGCCGAAGGAGAAAGGUACUACUUACGCCUACUUUUGUCAAAUGUCAGAGGGCCUACUUCUUUCGAACAUCUUUGCACAGUUAAUGGUCAACGGUGUGCGACAUUUCGGAAAGCAGCUCUUGAGUUAGGCUUAAUAGAAGACGAUGAAUAUCUAUCACAAUGUCUCGAAGAAGCCUCUACGUUUCAGUUUCCCAAUGCUCUUAGAAGGAUUGUUCGGGAAAGUCCGAAGUGUCACAAUGUUAACUUACAAGAUGCAGGUUAUCGUGAGUUACAAGAAGAGUAUGGGAUUGUUUUGGAACCUGAACACUUGAGUGCCAAACAUUCACUUAAUCCGGACCAAAAAAAUGUGUUUGAUGAGAUCAUGAUGCAUGUUGAUAAUGAUCUUCCAGGCGUGUUCUUUAUUGAUGGUCCAGGUGGAACUGGAAAAACAUUUUUGUACAUUGCCUUGCUUGCUGAAAUUCGGUCACGUGGUCUUAUUGCUCUCGCAACAGCUUCAUCAGGUGCAGCGGCUAAUAAUAUGCCAGGAGGUAGAACGGCUCACUCGAGAUUCAAGAUUCCUCUUAAUCUUGAAAAUAAUUCAAUGUGCAAUAUUAAAAAACAGAGUGGGGCCGCUAAACUGAUUCGCUCUGCCAAAAUAAUCAUAUGGGAUGAAGCGUCGAUGGCUAAACGACAAGCGAUAGAGACAGUCGAUCGUACAUUCCAAGACAUUAUAGGUGUUAGUCUCCCAUUUGGUGGAAAGAUAAUGGUUAUGGGAGGUGACUUCAGACAGGUGUUGCCGGUUAUCAAACGUGGCACUCGAGCACAGAUUGUAGACUCCAGCGUACGAAUGUCACCUCUUUGGUCUUUGACUAAGAAGAUGCGGUUGACCAUAAAUAUGAGAGCGCUGAAAGAUCCAUGGUUUUCUAAAUUUCUUUUAAGAGUCGGCGAUGGAACUGAAGAACCAAUCGAAGGAAACUAUAUCCGCAUACCCGAUGACAUGACAAUUCAGUGCAACAACAGAGAAAACGCUAUAAAAGAAUUGAUCCAUGCCAUCUUUCCAUCAAUUGAAGAUAAUGUAUAUUCUUCAGAUUAUAUAAUCUCUAGAGCAAUAUUGUCCACUAAAAAUGAUAGUGUUGACGAGAUUAAUAAUCAAAUGAUUGAAAUUUUUCAAGGGGAGGAAAAAGUUUAUUACAGUUUUGAUGAAGCUGAAGACGAUCAGCGCAACUUCUAUCCGGUCGAGUUCUUAAAUUCGCUAAAUGUUAGUGGUUUGCCGCCUCAUAAGCUUCAUUUAAAAAUUGGAUGCCCAAUAAUAUUGUUACGUAAUAUCGAUCCAUCACAUGGCCUGUGUAAUGGCACGCGGUUGAUAUGUAAGGGUUUCAUGCGAAAUGUUAUUGAUGCGGAAAUUGCAGUCGGUCAACAUGCCGGAAAAAGAGUUUUUUUGCCAAGAAUCCCUCUAACCCUUUCUGAAGAUGACAUGUUCCCAUUUAAGCUGAAAAGAAAACAAUUUCCAAUUCGACUUAGCUUUUCCAUGACGAUUAAUAAAGCUCAAGGUCAAACAAUUCCGAACGUUGGUAUUUAUCUACCGGAUUCUGUAUUUUCACAUGGACAACUUUAUGUCGCGUUAUCAAGAGGGAUUUCAAGACAAAGUACGAAGGUGUUGGUACAUCUCGCCAAAGAAUUCAAACAACGCGGAGUUUACACAUCAAAUGUUGUCUACCAGGAAGUGUUGCGUGAUUAA